UGAGGCACGGAGAGGGUGAGAGCUUCCUCAUCUCUCCCAGGUAGUUACAGGUGGAAGCCCAGUGCCUUUUGGAAGACAUGAGCCUCCCAGUACAGCACAGGCCCACUGCUUGUUUAGGAGUAUUAUUUCUAUUUACCUGGUUAGUGAGAAACUUUAUACCACAGUCUGUUGGUCUCACACAAAACUAAUGUGGAAAUGUACCAUUUUCCAAACAGAAGAAAACUUGAAUGUUUUUGGAAUUCCUAUUUAGUUUUCUGCAGGGUAAAACUGAUUGUCAUCCUUUUCACCCUAGUUACAGUUCUAGCUUGCAGCCGCUAAAGACAUCUGGUCCUAAGACUCCAGUCUUGCAUCUGAACAUUACAGUUCAGGGCAGUGUACAAACACAAACGGGACCCUGUAUCACACAAACUUCCCUCAAAAUCUCAGGGACCAUUGCAGAAAGUGUAGCAAAAAUACUGAGAGCCAGAGGUCAGAGAGGACCAAAACUAAACAGUGUCCUUUAGAUAGGACAGGGUCACUGCACUCAUGACCUCACAGCAUCUGUGAUCACUUUCGCAAGACCUGACCAACAUCAAGCCAGUCAACAUUCCAGCAUGGAGGUGGGAGGGUCUCUUAAGGCAACUAUCCACAGUUGAGAGCUUCGAGGUGGGUUUUCUGUAAGUCUAGGCUAGGUCACCUGGGCUUCCGCAAAGAGCCCCACACCCGUGAGGGCGUGGGCAGCACAGACUGGACUGUGAGUUAGUUUUGAAAGAGGACACAAAGCUGGGAUGGGUGGAGAGGAGGGGGAUGGGUCUGGGAGAAGCUUUAAAAAAAAAAAAGCUUUAGAGCGGUGUGGCCAGCUUUGGGGCAGCAGUGGCUUGGGAGGGAGUUGGGGGUGGGUGGGGGCAGUGAGCAUCAGCUCUGCCACUUAGAGCUGUGAGAUCUUGGGCAAGAAGUCUGACAUCCCUAAACCUCAGGACACAAAGUGGAUGAGAUAAUAAUAAAUUUUUCAUGAUCCAUUAAUAUGUUUAAAAUAUAUAAUAAGCUUUCCAAACUAUUGGAAGACACAAGUAAGAGACAGCUACCACCGUGGCCGUUCUUGAAUGUCAGGGAGACUUUGCGGAAGGCAAAGCUCUUUUGCUAAUGCUGGUUACACAGUGUAUGUGGUAACUUGGCCCAGCUCUGUUCUACGAAGGAUCUCUGAAAGCUAGCAAAUUAAACAUAUGUCUAUUUCAAUUAUCUCUCCAGGUUCGGACAGAAGGAGGACUGCCUAUCAGUUUAUUAAUGACCAGAGAGACAGAUUUCUUCUUGAGUAUGCAGUGACAACCAAGAAAAACACAAUUCAAAGGUUUGAAAGGCUCAUAGCCAUGAAAGAAAGGCAACUCAGAAAAGCUGAGAGAAAGCUGCAAGAUGACGCAAUGUCCUUUGAAGAGUUCCUUAGAGAAAAUGAUCAGAGAUCUGUAGAUGCUCUUAAAAUGGCAGCACAAGAAACAUUAAACAAACUUCAAAUGACAACGGAGCUCAAGAAAGCAAGCAUGGAAGCGCAAGCAAUAAAAAGUGAAAUAACAAAAACAGAGUUCCUCCUCAAGGAGUACAUGAGAUAUGGAUUUUUCCUGAUGAAGUUAUCUCCGAAACAUUGGCAAUUGCAGCAAUCACAAAAAAGAGCCCAGGAAUCAAAAAGUACCCCCGUUCUCCCUAGAAUCUUAGGAAGUGUCUCAUCAAGUAAAAGUGAGACCAGCGCCGAGUUGAACAAGAAAGCAACUUCAGGAAAGCUCCGUGGAAGUAAAGAGGAACAAGGAACGGGACAGAAGAAAUCUGCUUUUGGCAUGGACGUUAUACGGUCAACCAUUUUCAAUCCAGUUGAAGGCAAGAGCUCUGAGGACAGUCUGGAUCGCAUGGUGGAGGAGGAGCUGCUGGAGUUGGAUCUGAUGCCGGAGCUUUACUUCAAGGAGCCAGAGGAGUUACUGAAGGUCCUCAUGGAGCUGGAAGAGCAGAAUCUCACCUUGGUCCAAUAUUCCCAAGAUGUAGAUGAGAAUCUCGAAGAUGUCAACAAAAGAGAAAAAGUUAUACAGGAUAAGAUAAACAACAACAUCGAGUUCCUGCUGGAGCACAAGCAGAUGCUUAUGGUGAACUGUGAACGAGAGGAGGAAAAGGCGGCGGAGCUGGAGCUGAGGUCCAGACUCUUCAGUUUUGGAGAAUUCAAUUCGGAUGCUCAGGAAAAGCUAAUAGAGUCACUCAGUAAAAAGAUUAAUCAAGUCUACAGAGUCUGCAUCGGAGAUGCUGAGGUUGGCAGCCUGACCCCCAUUCAAAAGCUGGUCAAAGUAGAGUCUCGCCUGGCGGAGCUGAGCGACCUCAUCGACUCCAUUCCCAAAGAAAGCAUGGAAGCCAUCGAAAGGAUGAAACAAAAGGAGCGUCGGCAGAAGCUACGUGAAGAGAAGCUGAAAGAAAAGCAAAGACACCAGGAGGAGCGGCUAAGAGCUGCUCUGGAAAGAGCCGUUGCACAGCCCAAGAAGAAGGUGGGAAGACGACUUAUCUACCGCUCGAAACCUCCAUCUGCAGGCAAGCAGGAGCUACUCUUAGUCAGUGAUACAAGAACAAAAUCACAGGAGGAAGAGUACUUUUUUGGACCAUGAAGACACUCUAUUAGCAAAUGUUUUAUGUAGAUGUUGGAUUUCAGUGAUGCAACAUUGUCCUAACAAAUUUCGGGAAGGCAGGCCUUUAUCCAGAAGUUUAUAGAAGGAAUGACAACUGU
This is a messenger RNA of Psammomys obesus (fat sand rat), 2731 nucleotides long. It is a transcript of the gene Ccdc38, whose product is annotated as coiled-coil domain containing 38. The record is from RefSeq and is a predicted model, not a curated record. Gene Ontology annotation, cellular component: centrosome. Lineage: Eukaryota; Metazoa; Chordata; Mammalia; Rodentia; Muridae. The coding region runs from base 1203 to 2612 and encodes 469 amino acids. The transcript is spliced from 12 exons.